AUGUCAUCCUCUUGCGCGAACCUUGUAUCCACAUCAGUGGAUUCGUUCGCUGACCCGUCGGCAUCGGACGCUGGCCCGAUAACCAAGCGGAGACGCAUCAAUUUCGCCUGCAACUACUGCCGGAACCGCAAGACACGCUGCGACGAGCAGAAGCCGUCAUGUAGAGCAUGCAUCGCAGCUGGGAUUGACUGCGUCACUACCGAUCGACGGCGUCCCGGAAUUGAGGUACAACGGCGCGAGACUAAACGCCGCACGUCUCGGGCAUCCACCUCAUCUCUUCCGUCAUCCACACCGGGCGCCGCGGCCGGGGCGUACGCGUCUCCGCAGUCUACGAGAGAAACCGAAAUUUGCGGUAGCUCGGUGGAUACGGCCACUCAAUGCCUCAAGAGCUCUCCAUCAGCUGCAGACCGCACACAUGACGACACUGUAAAGCAGUCAACGGUACCGAGAAGUUCGACGUCCGCUCCGACAGUCGCCCAAGAAGAGGAACCUUCAAGUCACGGCAAUGGAAAGUUUCAAGGGAAGUUACCCGUAGUUCGACCAAGCCGUGGCAGCACAUCCGUGGAGAUACUGGGUGACUGGCUUGACCUCGCCGCACGCCGGUUGAAUCUUCAACACAGGAGAGGUCUGCCGCCUCGCGUGAACAAUCCUUCCGCAAACCACCGCAUACGGGCACUCCUCUCUUCUGAAAUCUGCCCUUUUCCUCCAGCUGGGCCUGCACGUCUGUUAGCGGCCAGGUUCUUUGACGGCCUCAAUGUCCUCUUUCCUCUGCUCAACCAUGACAGGUUCCAGCGAGACCUCGAUUUGGCGUUGGAUCUAACACCAAUUGACUUUGCUGAAGCAAGGGGGGUCGCCGUCUUGGUCCAGAUGUACAUGGUUUGGAGCAUUGGGUUUGCAGCGGGACCACUUUUCCAAACCACUGUAGAGCCGAAGAAAUAUCUCGACUACUGCAAAACGUUGCUCGGAUAUCUGAUCACGAUUAACGAUGUCGAUCAUGUGCGAGCAACUGUGCUACUAGCGGCGUGUAUGAUUUGUUACGACGAUUGCGCCGGGGCCUGGAAUACACUCAGUAUCGGGGUCUCGAUGGCUACGGCGCUGCGCUUGCAGAAACCACGUACUUGUGUCCGGAAAUGUCAGAACCGAAAACCAGAUGCGCUUAACGACGAAGAGCGCCGCAUAUUCUGGUUAGGAAUUUACGCGUUUGAGAAGCUUUUGGCGUUCGAGAUGGGUCGUCUAUCGACCAUUGAUGAUGAUGACUGUUACCCUCCCUACGUACAAGAAUCCGCAGCACUCACAGAAUCGGGAGCAUCAUCGAAAGAAAAAGCAUUCGCGGUUACAGUCGAUCUAGCGAGGAUUCUCAGUGAGAUUGGCCGAAAGUCAGUCAUCGUCAGUAGGAAGGAGGAUGGCGUAACGGGGUCGGCGCUCCAGGCUGUCAUUACUGAAAAGGUAGAGACGACCGGAGAGGCUCAAUUGCUGCUCACUAGAUGGGGCGAAUCUGUGCCUGACGAAUUACGGCCAACUUCAGACAUCCUAAUCGGCUCCAGAAUCUGUCCAUACGCUUCUUUCAUAUCUGUUCACUACAAUAGCGCUCUUGUCAUCCUAUCCCGCAACAGUCUCCUCAUUAGCGAGGAGGCGAUAUACUCUGGUGCUAACAUAAUUGCAAAAGGGAAGCCGUGGGAUUACAUCGUUCGGAACGGGCAGUCGAUAGCUGCUAACGCAGCCCGGAAGAUACUCCGAAUACUUGUGGAAACACUGGACUCCCAGUCUAAUGCUGUCUUUCCAAGUCUGUUGGCUGCACUCAAUGCUUUUGUGACACUGGCAGUGCACAUCGUAACCCAUCCCGAGUCCCGCAUUUCGACGAUGGACUUUCAUGUGAGCAAUACUACCCUUAUUAAAACAGCUUCGGAAUCAAUGCAAGAAGUGUACUCGCAGCUUCGUAGCGACGACAUGUUCGAUAGUCUAUUGCAAAAAGUUGAUGGGAUCCUGCAACAAGCCACCCCGGCUCCUAGUCGGUUAGCUGCGCAACCCCUCCAAGAAGCAUUACCAAACAGAGCAGAAAAUCAAGACAGUUCCUUGCCAAUCCAAAGGCAUGAUCUGAAUCAAACACCAACUACCUGGGCUGGGCCUCAAUCUGCCCAGAUAAAGGACGCAAGCGCUGCGUCUGUAGUGUCGGCAGCGACGCCUCUUUUUAACCAAAACUACUUUUUGCCUGGCGAAGGCGAAUUUGGCUACGAUCAAAUGGGUUCUGGGAUAACCAUGCCUGGGGAUGAAUGGUCUCCUAGUGUGUCUGAUGGGGUGGGGUGGGAUUGGGCCUGCUUUUCGCAGCUUAUGACCAACCAAUUCUAG
Colletotrichum truncatum is the source of this 2346-nucleotide messenger RNA. Its product is annotated as fungal specific transcription factor domain-containing protein. The record is from RefSeq and is a predicted model, not a curated record. Gene Ontology annotation, biological process: regulation of DNA-templated transcription; DNA-templated transcription. Gene Ontology annotation, molecular function: DNA binding; DNA-binding transcription factor activity, RNA polymerase II-specific; zinc ion binding. Lineage: Eukaryota; Fungi; Ascomycota; Sordariomycetes; Glomerellales; Glomerellaceae.